This is a messenger RNA of Mugil cephalus (flathead mullet), 2929 nucleotides long. RefSeq names its product WD repeat, sterile alpha motif and U-box domain containing 1 (gene wdsub1). NCBI's taxonomy places the organism in Eukaryota, Metazoa, Chordata, Actinopteri, Mugiliformes, Mugilidae. Bases 80 to 1540 code for a protein of 486 amino acids. Gene Ontology annotation, biological process: protein ubiquitination. Gene Ontology annotation, molecular function: protein binding; ubiquitin-protein transferase activity. The transcript is spliced from 13 exons. The record is from RefSeq and is a predicted model, not a curated record.
GCUAACCAAUGAGGAAGUAAACAAGCGAAAAGCGAAAAGACAACAAAACGCAGAUAACGGACCGUCUCUUCCCCUCCAGAUGACGUCUCUAAUCUGCACCUUGCACCACCACCAGGACGAUGUCAACUGGUGUGCCUUCUCGGCCAAACUCCUAGCCACAUGUUCCGGGGAUAAAACUCUGCGGAUAUACAACACCCAUGACUUCUCGGAGCUGCCUUUCUCGCCGCUGACGGGACACGGCUACAGCGUCCACUGCUGCUGCUUCAGCGCCUGUGGACAGUUCCUCGCCUCGUGCUCCACGGACGCGACCACGGUGAUCUGGUCUAUGGUCACGGGGGACAUCGAGGCCGUCCUGGAGCAUCCCGGCCGCAGCCCCGUCAGGAUCUGCGCGCUGUCCCCCGACUCCGUCCACCUGGUUUCUGGUGCAUCUGAUGGCACUUUGGCCCUCUGGGAUUUCCCCUCCAAACAGCUGCGCAGGACCGGGGCGGUGCAUGACACGACAAUGGUAGCCUGCUCCUUCAGCCCCUGCAGUCAGAUGUUCGUGACCGGCUCCACCUACGGCGACCUGCGCCUGUGGGACCUGAACGUGAACCAGCGGCUUGUGGAGAAGAACGCCCACGACCUGGGAGUCGCCUGCUGCACCUUCGCUCCCGGCAUCCACAGCGGUGGUCAAGUCGUGCAGUUUCGUCUGGCAUCCUGUGGACAAGACAGUCACCUGAAGAUAUGGGCCAUUAACAAGUUCAGCUCUGGAGCCUAUAAGAUGCAGCUGCUGCACACAUUAACCGGGCAGUCAGCUCCAGUCCUCUCCUGUGCGUACUCCUCUGACGGGCAGCUGCUCGUGUCUGGUUCUGUGGACAAGACCGUUACAGUCUAUGAUGCUAAAAAUGCUGUUUUGCUUUACACACUGACCCAUCACGAGAGGUACGUGACGGCGUGUUCCUUCUCUCCAACUUCACCGCUAAUUGCUACCGGAUCCAUGGAUAAGACGGUGAACAUCUGGAGGCUGGAGGACGGCUGCAGUCAGCACGGCGGGAAGUCGUGGCCCGAGGAACCUGCUCAGACAUCAAGUGAAGGGGGAGCCCCGUCGGGCCGGCUGAAGCUGCUGGUCGGCGAUUGGUCGGAGGCGGACGUGUCGGAGUGGCUGGCGGAGGAGGGCCUCGGGGGAUUGGUGGACACGUUCAAGGCCAACAACAUAGAUGGGACGGAGCUGCUCGGCCUCACCAAGGAAACGCUGGCGUCAGAGCUGCACGUCGAGUCAGUGGGCCUUCGCAGUAAACUCCUCAGGAAGGUGGCUGAGCUCAAGAGUGACUCGGUGUGUUCAGGCACUCCUGACGAGUUCCUGUGUCCGAUCACCAGAGAGCUGAUGAGGGAACCGGUCAUUGCUGCUGAUGGCUACUCGUACGAAAGAGAGGCCAUCGAGAGCUGGAUCAGCACCAAGAACCGCACCAGCCCCAUGACCAACCUCCCCUUACUGACGACUCUGCUCACCCCGAACUACACCCUGAAGAUGGCCAUUGGCCGCUGGAAGACCAGCCACUAGCAUCUGGCAGACCUGUGACCACGUGUGCCCCAGAUAGAGCAGCCAGCGUGUCAGGUUAUUUUAGCUUCUCCUCACGCUGGGGUUUUCCUUGGUGCCACUCAUUCAUAAAACUAGUUAUUAUUAGUCCCGUUAUUCACUCGAGUCCUGUUCUGCUCAUGAUACCUUGGUGUCUUAGACUGUCACGACCAACCAUUCACUAACUUAGGCAAAGGUAAGUUUGCUCCUAGUUCUUCUCAAGUGCAGGACAGAAAACACAUAGCCGAGACAAAGCGAUGCACACCACUUUAAGAUAAAUAUAUAUAUAAAGUGCACAUAGAUACUGUUUUCAUUACUUCUUCAUACGGCUGACAGUUUCCGGUGAUCCCUUCCCCUUGUUUAUGUAUAAAUAUUUUGUUGUUAUCCUGAAAAGAGACUUUAAUUUAUGUGCAUAUUAUAUUUAUCAGCGACAUGAUGGGAAAAAACUGUGAGGCUCUCAGUGUUGUGUGUGAUGCCUUAGUACCUUUUUGUACUGACUGAAUAACUAAAACACGACGAGUUGUACGCAUCUGAACACUGCACCCGAUACAUAUACACAGGAUGUAUAAAAGAACCAGAGAAUAUCCACAUUUAUACAGUAGCAGCUUGUCCUAAACCAUACCCUACUUUCAAAUGAGAAGUAGGUCCAUACUUCUUUUUGCAAUCAGUGGAGUCUAUUAGAAAGGAUUUGCUCAGAGGCUUUUCACACCUAGAGGCUACAUCCAGUUCUUUUAGACGAUCUACGACAGCUACAGACCAGCUUGUUUAUUUAAAGUUGGGUCAGCAUUACAAACAUUACAAGAGAGUCCACUGCUUCAAUGCCAGGUUUAGAGAUAUUACUUAACAGGACUUUAACUGGAAGCUAAAAAAACACUAUGUGGUCUGUCUGCGGGGACACAUUACGCGUGUGUCUUUUAGAUUGAACACUGCAGGACCCUGUUGCCAACACACCCUAUGGGAAUAGCGCUUGGCCAAAUUAGUUUAAGGUUUGCUUCUUCGUCCGAUCUAGCCGAAAUGAUCGGGUAGUUUUUAUUUUGGUGGCUCGACGUCGUACUGUGAAAGGAAACAAACUUAAACACCGUUUUAUAUUUUAUACCGUAAAAGAAGUAGAGGCAGAAAUGUAGUCCUCCAUUAAUAUUUUAUUAUACCACGGUAAUAAUGUGGCAGCAUUCUGUAGUGAUCCGUAGUACGACUCUGAAAAGGGUAUAUGACAACUAUGGACGUACAGCAAUGUUAAAAAGUUUAUUAAGUUUGUUUUAUUUUUUAUAUCCUACGUACUCUGUAAAUGCUCUCUCUCUGUGUCCAAAUGAACCAAUAAACACUUUAUAUGAAUAUGUUCUCUGCUAUGCAAAAAUAAAUAACAUAUACUGUGAA